GGUGAAUGCAGUUAUUUCAAAAAAUUGAUUGAUGAGGUCGAGGUUGUUUGUUAGUCUGUUUCUAAUUUUGUUUUAGUUUUUUUUCAGGUCAGGAAUGGAUACAAGCUUCGAUUUAGUGGCUCUACUGAAGCAGCAACCUACUACGAAGCAGAGUCACAAAAUAAGGCCUACACAGUUUGUGAGCGUAGCCGGAGGGGUCCAAAAGAGAUUGGAGACUAAUAUCAAGAAUAGAAAGAGCAGUCGCUUAUCUGUCUUUGACAGAAUAAGAAAUAUUACAAAAUGCGACAGUCCCAAGGCACCAAAUCUUUCAGAUGCCCAGCAGAAAGCACUGCACAGAAAACAGCAGUUGGAGAAAUGGAAGGAAGAAAAGGACAAGAAGAAAAAGGAGGCAGCAGCACAGAAAAAGAAGCCAUUUGUUGCAGGAAUGUCUCAAAGAAAAACAUUUGGGCCUCCACCACCUCCUAAGCCAAUGCCGAGCACUUCCGGACGAGUCACAAGGUCCCAGGCUCGGCAAAAUGAUGAAUCAAAAUCUUCAAAUGUUCAGACAAAAUCCUUUGCACCAAGUAAUGCCGCUUUCAAACCUUCUAUCUUCUUAAACACUGAAGUUCCCACCCUGGCUCCUAUAAACAAAAAAAAAGCCAGCAAACCAAAAACUAACAUAACAUUUGAGCCUGUGUUACCCAAAACUUUGCAGAAAGAGACUAAGACCAUCCGAUCUACAAGAGCAAAACCAGUAGCAAACAAACCAGUAGUAGAUAACAAGAAAAAGCCAAAUGAGAAAACCAAAGCUAAGAUCCCAGUAAAACCACCACCGCUAAAACAGCAGAUGUUCCAAAGUAGUUCAUCUAGCAGUGAUUUGGAACAGCCCAGUAAACUAAGGAGCAAGCCGAGCUUAAGAAAGUCAAUCGCUAAACCACAGGAAAAACCUGCACCAAAGGCACAAACCUCUACCUCCCAGGAUUCAGCAUGUGUUUUACAAGAGACUGGAUCAGUGUCAUCUCAAGAGUCACAAAUAUCAUCUCAAGACUCACAAGUGUCAUCUCAAGACUCACAAGAUGCGUCUAUGUCUCAAGACUCACGAGAUGCCUCAAUGUCCCAUGACACAGCUUCAAUGUCAUCACAAGAUGAACUAAGUACGCCCAGAAUCAAGGUCCCUAAGAGUGAGUCUAGUUCGGAAGAGAAGCUUCGGUCUCCAAAGGCUAUUCACUGUUCGCUGACUCCGGAACAGAUUGCGGAGGAGGCAAAGAAUAUCAGUCCGUGUGUGACAAUGUCACGAGGAAAGGAUAAUGCCAGGAAGGAGAUGAAGAAAAAACUGGAAGAAGGUUUAUUGGAUGAGGAUAACAGCAACAUGGAAAGCGUGAACCACUUCCGUCGGCAGCUGAACUCUGAGAUUGCUCGCAUCACGGCCAUGUGUGAGACCUGGGACCAGAUCUUUGCUCAGACUGUAUUGCCAGAGCCGAUUCAGGAGUUAGUGCUGACAGCAGUGGGGCAAGCUCGUCUGUUGAUGUCGCAAAAGCUGCAGCAGUUCGCCGGGCUCGUGGAGCACUGCGCGCGCCCCACGCCCGGCACCACGCUCGUCACUCCUGCAGAUCUGCACGGCUUCUGGGACAUGGUGUUCAUGCAGGUGGAAAAUGUAGAUAUGCGCUUCAAGAACCUUGAAGAGUUGCGCCUGCGAGAUUGGAUUGAGGAGCAGAAGCCGGUUGCCAAGAAAGUGGUUGCCAAGCCUGUGGCCAAGAAAGUAGCAGCCAAGCCCGCUGGUGGACCCAGUCGGCUCAGGGAGUUGAUUGCUGCUGCAAGAAAAGCAAACAAAGUACAAGAAGCUCAAUCCGAAAACUCAGAAUCAGAAAAGUCUGAGGCCACAGGAUCACCUCAAGCUGCCGCCUCUCCUGAGACCAAGACGUUUGAGGCCGGUUUCUUCAGGAUCAGCUCUCCGAUGAAGAGGUCGCCGGCCCCGGGCACGCCUAGCAACAAAGUUAAUCUGCUGAAGACUGUGCUCUCUAGUGAGGCGAAGAAAUCUGUGUCUAAGAACUCCACGUCGUUCGCCAUGCUGCGAGCUUCGCUGAUGAGCAAGAAUGUGCACAUCGACGGCGUCUCUCCCCUCAUGCAAACCCCAACCAUGACCCCGGUGAACCUGUACGCUACCCCAGCGCGCAGCAUCCUCAAGCAGCACGCGCCCAGCAGCAAGAAGCCAGACAAACUGAAAACCGUGCUCUUCCACGACGACCCCUCCAGCCCCACCUCUUAUACUAGCUGUGAGAGGGAGACAGAAGAAACAGGGAUAGAACCGUUGCCAGCUGAUGACAAGGAGAAUACAGAUACGCCGAAUCAAGCUUCAUCAAGAAAAUCCAGGUUAGUUCAAACUUACAGCGAAUCUUUCAGCCCCGCCUCUUAUACCAGCUGUGAGAGGGAGACAGAAGAGACAGGGAUAGAACCGUUGCCAGCUGAUGACAAGGAGAAUACAGAUACGCCGAAUCAAGCUUCAUCAAGAAAAUCCAGGUUAGUUCAAACUUACAGCGAAUCUUUCAGCCCCGCCUCUUAUACCAGCUGUGAGAGGGAGACAGAAGAGACAGGGAUAGAACCGUUGCCAGCUGAUGACAAGGAGAAUACAGAUACGCCGAAUCAAGCUUCAUCAAGAAAAUCCAGGUUAGUUCAAACUUACAGCGAAUCUUUCAGCCCCGCCUCUUAUACCAGCUGUGAGAGGGAGACAGAAGAGACAGGGAUAGAACCCUUGCCAGCUGAUGACAAGGAGAAUACAAAUACGCCGAAACAAGCUUCAUCAAGAAAAUCCAGCCUCGCGUCUUAUACCAGCUGUGAGAGGGAGACAGAAGAGACAGGGAUAGAACCGUUGCCAGCUGAUGACAAGGAGAAUACAGAUACGCCGAAACAAGCUUCAUCAAGAAAAUCCAGGAUGUCUCGACAAAACGCCGUCGAUCAAUCCAGCCCCGUUAUGACCCGCAGCCGCCGCAAGAGUGUUCAGACCCCUCUAGUAGACUCCGAAAACGUACAGAAACGUACUACAAGGAAGAGUGUGCAGACUCCUCUAGCAGAAUCCAAUGUGGAGAAAAAACGCUCUACCAGGAAGAAGGAUGUACAGGAGGUAGAGACGCCGAAACGGUCUACGCGGAGACGAAAGAGCGCUGUAGCUGUAUAAUAAGUGGUAGAAAUAUGGAUGGUAAUUAGCUCAAUAUACAAACCGCCUCUGUGCAAAGGAAUAAUAAGACUCUUGAAGUACAGUCAACCAAUUGGAACCCUAGGCCACUGUAGAACUAUGUCAUAGUGACGUUAGAAAUCAGAUUGUAAGAAAUCUCUUACUGCUUGUCAUUUUGACAUGGUUGUAGAGUGGCCUAGGGUUCCAAUUGGUUGACUGUACCUAGUGCAUUAUCUAAAGACAAAUUCGAAUAAGUUUUAGGCUUGCAAUAUACAAUUACACAUGCCUGUAGCUUGACAAUGGGUAUGUCAGAUGCGUACAAUAUUACAAUGAACUGGCAUGUAAGUAUUUUAUAUAUAGCUAUCCAUGCCGUAAUCGGGAACGGCGACCCUAGCUAGUUACGUUACUAGCGUGUGCUCGGAUAUGGCUUGCAAAGCAGAACUUGGUCUUGAAAACUCUGUCGCACGUGGGGCAGUAAAGUUGUCCAGAACCAUUGUAGGUAUUGUAGGAGGGUUUCGGCCGAGAUUUCCGUAUCUGACGCUUCGUAUCAAGCUCAAUGAGACCAGCGUGUUCAAAGUCUUUGACGCUGCUUUUAAUACGAGAGCGCCAUUCUGGCCGCUGAGAAGUGUACUCCUCCCAUUUUUCAGGUGGUAUUCUGCAGGCAGUUAGGUGGCGUUUAAGCACGUCCUUGUAACGCAGGUGUUGCCCACCUUGCUUCCGUUUUCCAGCUGAUAGCUGGGAGUAGAAAACGGCUUUCGGUAGUCUGCAAUUACUCAUACGCCAAACAUGCCCACACCACCAGCCAUGCCAGGUGGU
This is a messenger RNA of Leguminivora glycinivorella, 3964 nucleotides long. RefSeq names its product disks large-associated protein 5 (gene mars). The coding region runs from base 95 to 3151 and encodes 1018 amino acids. The record is from RefSeq and is a predicted model, not a curated record. The transcript is spliced from 11 exons. NCBI's taxonomy places the organism in Eukaryota, Metazoa, Arthropoda, Insecta, Lepidoptera, Tortricidae. Gene Ontology annotation, biological process: signaling.